Messenger RNA from Rotaria sp. Silwood2, 1443 nucleotides. NCBI's taxonomy places the organism in Eukaryota, Metazoa, Rotifera, Eurotatoria, Philodinida, Philodinidae. The record is from the annotation of a GenBank genome assembly.
AUGAGUAUCAAUGCUUUUGAAUUUCUGCCUGUCGACGUUUUCUUUGAAAUUUUUGGUUAUUUAUCUCCAAUUGAAAUUCUUCGACCAUUUUCAUCAUUGAAUAAACGUUUUUCAUCAAUUGUUAUGUAUGAGUAUAUGUGGCACAUCCAUAUUGGUAAAAAUAGAAUGUCGUUAUCAAUAUUCAAUGAUUUUUGUCAAAAUGUAUUAAGAUUGAUAGGAAUUCGAGUUGUAUCAUUACGUUUAACAUUAACUAACAUUAUUGGUGGAUGGUCACUUAUUUCAUCAUCUUUAAAAUAUCAUAAAAUAAUGUCACUGAGACGUCUUCAUCUGAUUGAUAUUCAACCACAUGAAUUUGAUAAAUUAUUAAGUAAUCAUUUAAUAAAACAAUUACAUACUUUACUGGUCGAUUUGACGGAAGAUAGCCUGUUCAACAAUCAAGUAGUGGAAGGAGCAUACCUAGCGAAGGUGUGUUCAUGUCUGCUCGCUGUAACAAUCUUUCGACUUCCAUUUUAUUUUUGUCGUAGAAGUCGUGAACAAUUACCAAAAUAUUCGGCACCAUCAUUGAUGACUUUACCAAAGUUAUCAGAUACAAAUCAUCUUCGUACAUUGACAAUAGGCAUAAACACGUCAGCAUUUCUAGAACGCUUAUUAAAAUGUAUACCUUUUAUUGAAAAUCUGUCUGUUGGUAUACAAGAUGAAGAGUUGUGCAAUGAAAAUAAGUUUGAUACUCAAACAUUAGCUGUUGCUGUUGAUGCUCGUUUUCUGUGUCGUCUAUCACGUCUUAGCUUGACCUGUAUGAAUACGAUAAGUUUCUAUCGAACCAUGGCACUUUUAGUAUCUGUGUUGGGUCAAUUAAGACAUCUCUCACUAAAAUUAGAUAUAGACGCGAAACUGCCUGAUUCAUUGGUCAUAUCAGGUGACACUAUUCAAAGAUUAUGUAUUGAUCGUCUCAAUCCAUUGGCAACGUUUACUCUUAAUAUAAUGGCCAUUAUCAACAACGACAUGAAGGAUAAAAUGAUCCUCAAUUCAUAUUUUAAAGCUCCAUUUGCUAAUCGACAACGACCAAAGAUUCGAUCACUUUAUAUGGAUGAUUUCACAUUAACAUUUUUUAAUGCUGAACAUUUCUGCACACUACUCGUUCGUCAAUUACCUUAUCUAAAAGAACUUAGGCUUCUUAUCUGUGAUUCAUAUGAUAAUCACUGUUGGAUACCAUCACAUAUUCUUGAUGGUGAAAAUAAAUCUACAAAACGUAUUAUUAAACUUAUUCAUUUUCUUGUUGAUCAUUUACCACAACUUGUUUCACUUUAUAUGAAUUUUCACUACUGGAAUUCGUCUGAAACACCCUGUUUUCCACAUCUAAUUCGACGACAAAUACAAGAAUUGUCACUUAAUCGACCUUAUCGACUACGAUGUUCUUCGAAAAGGAUUCAAAUUUGGCUUUAG